AUGAGUAAUGAUGUGUUGAGCUACAAGGUGGUGUGGCAGCGUACAACCAAGUUCUUGGAAUACGAUGCAGACCAGCAUGAGUUAGAGAUAGAGAUGGGCUUUGAAGACCCAUCUAAUCCUCCAGUUCCAGGCUGUAAUCUUUACUACAUGCAGUGGCGGACGCGACGGUUUGUGGAGCACUUCGUGGUGCGCUUACUGACGGCGCUGCUCAUCCUCAUUGAUAUGAUCCUCCUCUUCGUGGAUCUCUUCAACCACCCCACCAACAAUGACCCCAUCGAGUACUGCUCACUUGCCUUCUCUACCUAUUUUAUGAUUGAAGUUACCUUAAGGAUGUUCGGAUUGGGGCCCCGAGUGUUCUUCAGAGCAUGGCACAAUGCCUUAGAUUGUUUCCUGGUGGUAUUUACGUUUAUUCUCUCUGUGGUCACCGUGUGUGUGGAGAACAUGUCUUCCAACCCUGCUAGUUUGAUAGUGGCUCUGCGACUAAUUCGUUUGGUGAGAAUAACACGCAUCCUGUGGGAGAGACAGCACCUUCAGACUGGUGCUCGACAGUUUGUGUCCCAGAACAAGAGACGCUACCAGCAACAUGGCUUUGACCUGGACUUGACUUACGUCACACACAGAGUCAUUGCAAUGUCUUUCCCAUCCACAGGACAGAUGUCCAUGUAUAGAAAUGAUAUUAAGGAGAUCUCGCAUUCUGGGAUCACAUCAGCUAUUGCUGCCGCUGGAAUAAAACAUUUCAAUACAAGAGACAUUGAGCUAGUGAUGACACUUGUCACUUGUUCUCUGCAGGCUGAAAUACUGCUGAGGAAGAGUUAG
Messenger RNA from Cherax quadricarinatus, 816 nucleotides. NCBI's taxonomy places the organism in Eukaryota, Metazoa, Arthropoda, Malacostraca, Decapoda, Parastacidae. The record is from RefSeq and is a predicted model, not a curated record.